Notothenia coriiceps (black rockcod) is the source of this 1223-nucleotide messenger RNA. RefSeq names its product deleted in lung and esophageal cancer protein 1 homolog. Gene Ontology annotation, biological process: negative regulation of cell population proliferation. The record is from RefSeq and is a predicted model, not a curated record. The annotation marks the transcript as partial. The transcript is spliced from 8 exons. NCBI's taxonomy places the organism in Eukaryota, Metazoa, Chordata, Actinopteri, Perciformes, Nototheniidae. Gene Ontology annotation, molecular function: tubulin binding. Gene Ontology annotation, cellular component: cytoplasm; cilium.
UGUUUUAACGUUGACAUUACAUGCUAAUUCAUGUGUUUGUGUUUAUUUACGCUAACUAACUAAGUUUUUGUUUAGCUAAUUAGCAUACCGUUAGCUACAUGAGCGUCUCCUGCGCCAUGCUGGAGGAACCAGAGAGCAGAGAACCCUCUCUGUUUGAUCCGUCUCUUAACAGCCACAGACCCGCAUCAGGGAAGUCACAGGACAUUUCUCACGUGUUGGCGAGCACCUUCAAGGACCUUUACACUAAAGACAUCAUUGGGAAAGACACUUUGUCCAACCUCAUCAAGACAAAGAAUGGACGCAGCAGCUACCAUGACAGAUAUGUGGAAGAGCUUCAACAGGCUCAUUCUGAAUACAGCCAGCGUAUAAAAGAGGCGGACAUGUUGGAGAGUCAUAUAAUCCAGGCCAGAGCUCGGGCUGCAGCCACAGAGAGGCAGGCCUACGAGAGGAUGAGGGAGAGGAUGGGAGACAUUAUCGAUCAACAGGGCCUCCUCACAGUCCAAUCUGCCUUUUCCUGGUGCGUGGACAAAGACCUUCUCGAAAUGAACAACCUCAUUUCCCCCCAGGACUACUUACCUACACAAAAACCACAUGUGGAAGCACCGGCAGCAAUAAAAUCAAAUCCUGGCAAACCCACCCUCUCCUACGCCAUGCACGUGUCCAAGGAGCCUCAGGAUGAUGGUUACACUUUAAUUCCCAGUCCAGAGAAGAUCCUUCUGGGCGAAUCAGAUCUCAGCCUGACUUUUGAAUCAAGCUCAGUCACCCCAACGAGAAGGCAACCAAAAGAGAAGUCCAAACAGACCGUACCCAGACCCAAGUGGAAGGACGAGCCCAGCGCACAGGAUCGAGAAGAGGGACUGGAGAAACUUCAGAAGCUGAAAGAUCGACACAAUUUCCUACGCAAUCCUCGCUUCCUUCCUCCGAGUGCACAGCAGGGGGGCACGUCCCUCGUCCGGCCCAGAACCAAAGUGGGGAAGAAGGAGCGUGAGAAGAGAGGCAUGGAGGAGCAAAGCUCCACUGAUGAUCCUGUGUUCCUAGCUACUCCCUCAGUGGUGGUGUUCACCGACUACACUGUAGGACAGGUAUACGAGACUACACUGGAGCUGAAAAACUUGACGUCUGCCAGCCGUACGGUCCGAGUCAUCCCCCCCAACACUCCUUACUUCUCCAUUGGCCUCGGUGAGCCUUUCCUUUGUCACAGCGGAUCGCACAGCUUCUUUAAA